CCGCCUUGCCGCCUGGCUUUGGUAUUCCUUGUUCUCGGCGGGCUGUGGGGGCUCCGCGCCGCGGCCGUUAGUCAUGUCGGAUGUUUCAGCGAGGCCUCGGGCCAGUCGUCUCUCCGCCUCGCACCUCAGUUUACCCAACCGUGAAGUGGAGCUGGGCCUUCUGACUCCCUCAUUCAUCAGCCUUAUGUUUUUCACAUUCAUAGAAGUAGUUCAUGUCAGGACUGCAUUCAAUAUUCUUAAAAAUUCUGGAAGUUACGGUCAGUCUGGGGGUGAGCAGCAAAGUUAUUCUUAUGGAAAUCAAGGCAAUCAAGGUUAUGGACAAGCACAACAAAGCUAUUCUGGCUAUGGGCAACCUACUGAUUCCUCAUAUGGACAGAACUAUGGCGGCUACUCCAAUUAUGGACAAAGCCAAUCAGGUUAUUCACAAUCCUAUGGUGGUUAUGAGAAUCAAAAACAGAGCUCAUACGGUCAGCAGUCUUACAAUAACCAGGGACAGCAAAACACGGAAUCAUCAGGAGGCCAAGGUGGAAGAGCGCCUUCAUAUGAUCAGUCAAACUAUGGUCAACAAGAUUCAUAUGACCAGCAGUCAGGCUAUGAUCAUCAUCAAAGUUCAUAUGAUGGACAGUCAAAUUAUGAUCAGCAGCAUGAUUCCUAUAAUCAAAACCAGCAGUCCUACCAUUCACAAAGGGAAAAUUACAGCCACACACAAGAUGACCGUCGUGAUGUGAGUAGGUAUGGAGAAGAUAAUAGAGGAUAUGGCGGGUCACAGGGAGGAGGUAGAGGGCGUGGGGGAUAUGACAAGGAUGGAAGAGGUCCUAUGACAGGAUCAAGUGGUGGUGACCGCGGUGGCUUCAAAAAUUUUGGUGGUCACAGGGAUUAUGGACCCAGACCAGAUGCUGAUUCAGAAUCUGAUAAUUCAGAUAACAACACAAUCUUUGUGCAAGGACUUGGGGAGGGUGUGUCUACAGAUCAAGUGGGGGAGUUCUUUAAACAGAUAGGAAUUAUCAAGACAAACAAGAAGACCGGAAAACCAAUGAUAAAUCUGUACACAGACAAGGACACAGGGAAGCCAAAAGGGGAGGCAACAGUGUCGUUUGAUGACCCUCCUUCAGCUAAGGCAGCCAUUGACUGGUUUGAUGGGAAAGAAUUUCAUGGCAACAUCAUUAAAGUGUCCUUUGCCACCAGAAGACCUGAAUUUAUGAGAGGGGGUGGAAGUGGAGGUGGGCGGCGAGGCCGUGGUGGAUAUAGAGGCCGUGGAGGCUUUCAGGGGAGAGGUGGAGACCCCAAAAGUGGGGACUGGGUUUGCCCUAAUCCGUCAUGUGGAAAUAUGAACUUUGCUCGAAGGAAUUCCUGCAAUCAGUGCAAUGAACCCAGACCAGAAGACUCUCGUCCCUCAGGAGGAGAUUUCCGGGGAAGAGGCUACGGUGGAGAGAGGGGCUAUAGAGGUCGUGGGGGCAGAGGUGGAGACCGAGGUGGCUAUGGUGGAGACAGAGGUGGGGGUGGCUAUGGUGGAGACAGAAGUGGGGGUGGCUAUGGAGGAGACAGAAGUGGAGGUGGCUAUGGUGGAGAUAGAAGUGGAGGUGGCUAUGGUGGGGACAGAGGUGGCGGCUAUGGAGGAGACCGAGGUGGCUAUGGAGGAGACCGAGGAGGCGGCUAUGGAGGAGACCGAGGAGGCUAUGGUGGGGACCGAGGAGGCUACGGUGGGGAUCGAGGAGGCUACGGUGGGGACCGAGGAGGCUACGGUGGGGAUCGAGGAGGCUACGGUGGAGACCGAGGAGGCUACGGUGGGGACCGAGGAGGCUACGGUGGGGACCGAGGAGGCUAUGGUGGAGACCGAAGUGGGGGGGGCUACGGAGGAGACCGUGGUUGUGGCAGUGGCUAUGGUGGAGACCGAAGUGGAGGCUAUGGAGGAGAUAGGAGUGGUGGCAGCUAUGGAGGAGACCGAGGUGGCUAUGGAGGCAAAAUGGGAGGAAGAAACGACUACAGAAAUGAUCAGCGCAACCGACCAUACUGAUAACUGUUUUGAAUGUUCCUUUUCCUCUGACAUGAUCCAUAGUGAAAUUGCCAGAGUUUUGCCUGCUGCUUUCCUCGUGGCCUCUUCUUGGGUAGUUAAAUUAAGUGACAUUUAGAAUUUUAUUUGUGUGGGAGGGCUGGGGCAGUUUUUCUUUUAGUAAUGUCUGUUGAAAUUUUCCCCUUUAGUUUCCAACUUUCUUCUUCCUAACCCUUGAAGCUAAGUGCGUUGUAAAAUAUUGCCAAAAUGGAAAGUGUUUUGUAAUACUGCAAUAAAGGCUGCUUGUUUUGUGGA
Molecule: messenger RNA, 2305 nt
Organism: Molossus molossus (Pallas's mastiff bat)
Lineage: Eukaryota; Metazoa; Chordata; Mammalia; Chiroptera; Molossidae
Gene: TAF15
Product: TATA-box binding protein associated factor 15
Exons: 18
Coding region: 74-2014 (646 amino acids)
Biological process (GO): regulation of DNA-templated transcription
Cellular component (GO): nucleus
Molecular function (GO): transcription coregulator activity; RNA binding
Source: RefSeq, a predicted model, not a curated record